This is a messenger RNA of Spodoptera littoralis (African cotton leafworm), 759 nucleotides long. Lineage: Eukaryota; Metazoa; Arthropoda; Insecta; Lepidoptera; Noctuidae. The record is from the annotation of a GenBank genome assembly.
AUGACAGAGAGGCAGGUGGAACGAUGGUGGAGAUUAAGAAGAAGCCAGGAUAAACCUUCGACCCUGGUGAAGUUCUGCGAGAACAUGUGGAGGUUUACAUUUUACUUGUACAACUUCUCCUACGGUCUCUUUAUAUUAUGGGAGAAGGAGUGGCUUUGGGAUAUCGAUCAGUGUUAUAUAGGAUAUCCACAUCAGGGUCUCACCAACGACAUCUGGUGGUACUAUAUGAUAUCAGCAGCGUUUUAUUGGGCGCUGACAUUCUCUCAGUUCUGGGACGUGCGUCGCAAGGACUUCUGGCAAAUGUUCGUGCACCACAUCGCCACCAUCCUACUGCUGUCCUUUAGCUGGGUCUGCAACCUGCACAGGAUUGGGACACUCGUGCUCUUAGUCCAUGACUGUGCUGAUAUAUUCUUGGAUGCAGCGAAGGCGGCAAAAUACGCCAAUUAUCAACGAUUGUGCGAUAGUAUCUUUGCUGGUUUCACUGUGUUAUGGAUCGUUUCAAGACUCGUUGUUUAUCCGUUCUACAUUAUUUGGAGUACAUCAAUCCGCGCACCCAUGUUGCUCCCGAUGUUCCCCGCCUACUACAUCUUCAACUCGCUGCUGUGUCUACUAUUAGGUCUACAUAUGGUCUGGACCUGGCUCAUAUUGCAGGUCGCCUAUAAGGCUAUUAGUGCUGGCCAGGUAAAUUAUAGUAGUUUUUCUAAAAUAUCUUAUAUCUUUUGCCUUUCCUCGUUAGAAUAUAGAUUUUUAACUACAUAA